Equus caballus (horse) is the source of this 1842-nucleotide messenger RNA. It is a transcript of the gene TMEM141, whose product is annotated as transmembrane protein 141. The record is from RefSeq and is a predicted model, not a curated record. NCBI's taxonomy places the organism in Eukaryota, Metazoa, Chordata, Mammalia, Perissodactyla, Equidae.
CCCUCCGCGCGCUCCCUCCCGCCCUCCGCGCGCUCCCUCCCGCCCUCCGGCCUGUCCUGCGCAGGCCGGCUCUCCGCGACCCGCCGGCCAUGGUGAACUUGGGACUGUCCCGGGUGGACGACGCCGUGGCCGCCAAGCACCCGGUAGGCUGGGUCCAGGUGUCCUGGGGUGUGGAGACCUCACCCUCCUGUCUCACCCUGACUCCCCAGCAGGUGGCGCCAGGUUGCCUGUCUGCAGGUGCUGGGAGCCCGGCAGGCAGUGGUGUGACCUUCGGCCUGCAGAUGUUCAUUCAGAGGAAGUUUCCGUACCCCUUUCAGUGGAACGUGCUGGUGGCCGUGGUUGCAGGCUCAGUGGCCAGCUACUGGCUGACCCGAGUGGAGUCACAGAAAUGCAGCAACCUCUGGCUCUUCCUGGAGACGGGGCAGCUCCCCAAAGACACAGGCACAGAUCAGCGCAGCUAGCAGAGCUCCAGCCGGGGCACAGAAGACCUGGGCCGGAGAGUUCUAGAACAUGGCCUGCAGCAUCUCCACACCCCAGGCUGCCCUCCCCCACCACAAAGGCCUUCCACAUACCCUAAGUGCCCCCACCAUGUCCCCUGCACACAAGCACAGGCAGGUGUGCCAGGCCCGUGCAGACCGUCCCUGCCCCAAGCCUGGGCCCUGCCCGGGUCAAGCCAGAAAGGACGGCGGGAAACGUGGUGGAUGCUGAGAGCCGAGAGCAUCAUCCCUGUCUCAUGCACGCAUUUGGGGGCAGCAGCUCUGGGGCGCGUGGUGGAGGGGCUUCUGCACCUCUGGUGCUCUGACACCCCCUUUCUGGGCCCUGCAUCCCCCUCAGUCAGAGGUGACGGCUGCUGCUGGGGGUUGUGGGGGUAAUAAACACCCUGUUCCCACCUGAAUUCUAAAGCAAUUGGGAAACUAGUCAAAGCAGCAAGAGAAAGAGUCACAUUUCACCUUGGUACCGUACAGCUGACACUGGAGGACGUGCUGGGCAGUUGCUAACAACUGACUCAGAAUUAGACACUCCUGUGGGCCCUGUAAGACCAUCGAGGCCACUCUACAUGGGGCUCUGUUUUCGUACAGUGUGGCCUGGAGGAGCAUGCCAGCCAGAACAGGUGUGUGCCAGUCAGCACCUGGCUCCCAAGAGACAAGGGACAGGAAGUGGCCAUGCCACCUGCCUUUCAUUUCAACACACUUGUCAGAUUGAGUCACUUCUCUCCAGGAGAGGAGCAAGGGAGAGGCAGAGGAGGCCAGAGCUAGCUUACAGGAGCUCUGUCCACGUGGCAGUAAGCAGGCUCUGCCUCCGGCCUUGGGAAGACGGGUGGGAGGACAGGAGCAGACCAUGGCCGCAGCAGUCCCUUCCACCUCCCCGUGGGCAGGGCCUGGGCUCAGAGGGAGGGCCAACGGUGAACUUGGAGUUUUAGGUGGGAUUGGACUCACUUUAUAAAAACUGGGGAAGGGAGAGGAUCUGUGAGAGGUCAGAGGAAGAUGGGUGCUGUGACAGCACAUGGCUGAAGGCCAUUGUCACGGCUGAACUGUGUGCCCCAAAUUCCCAUGUUGUAGCCCUAACCCCCAGGACUCCAGAAUACGACUGCCUUUGGAGAGGGGGCCUGUAAAGAGCUGAUUAAGCUAACGUGAGGGUGGGCCCUGAGCCAGUCUGACUAGUGUGCUCAGAAGAGGAGGAGAUUAGGACACAGGUGGGCAGAAGGACGACCACGUGAGGACACAGGGAGAAGACAGCAUCUACAAGCCCAGGAGGGGGGCCUCAGGAGGCACCAGCCCUACGACACGUUGAUCUUGGACUUGCAGCCUCCAGGAUGGCAGACAAUAAAUUCCUGUUGUGGAA